Molecule: messenger RNA, 601 nt
Organism: Eublepharis macularius
Lineage: Eukaryota; Metazoa; Chordata; Lepidosauria; Squamata; Eublepharidae
Gene: HAND1
Product: heart and neural crest derivatives expressed 1
Exons: 3
Coding region: 1-573 (190 amino acids)
Biological process (GO): regulation of transcription by RNA polymerase II; heart development
Molecular function (GO): DNA-binding transcription factor activity, RNA polymerase II-specific; RNA polymerase II transcription regulatory region sequence-specific DNA binding; protein dimerization activity
Source: RefSeq, a predicted model, not a curated record
AUGAACGUGGUGGGCGGAUACCCGGGCCACCCGCACCCGGCGCUGCUGCACGAGCCCUUCCUCUUCGGGCCGCCGCCGCCGCCGCCCCCGGCGCGCUGCUUCCCGCCGGCCGAGCGCCCCUUCGCGCCGCCGGGCUGGCUGCUGAGCGCCGCCGCCGCCGCCGACAGCCCUCCCGAGGGUCUGGGUGGGCGGCGGCGGCGGGCCGGGGGGCCGGCGGCGGCGGCGGCGGGUGGGCCGCGCAAGGAGCGACGCCGCACCGAGAGCCUGAACAGCGCCUUCGCCGAGCUGCGCGAGUGCAUCCCCAACGUGCCGGCGGACACGAAGCUCUCCAAGAUCAAGACGCUGCGCCUGGCCACCAGCUACAUCGCCUACCUCAUGGAGGUGCUGGCCAAGGACGGGCCGGCCGCCGAGGGCUUCAAGGCCGAGCUCAAGAAGGCCGAGCCCCGCGACGCCAAGCGCAAGCGCGAGCCGCAGACCGAGGUCUACUCGCACGCUUUAGGCCCCGGAGAGAAAAGGCUUAAGGGCAGGACUGGCUGGCCUCAGCAGGUCUGGGCGCUGGAACUGAACCAAUGAAACCGGGACUUUUCCGAGCUAGAAAACG